AUGGCCGCCUCACAAGCCACAACGCCCGAUAGGCGCACCAGCUCAGACGACACAGUCAAUCCCGCGCGCAGCACAGAUGGCGAGAUCAAGGCCAUUGAAGCUGGCGUUGGAGUCGACAAGGAGCUCGGAGAGAGCAACAUUGGCCCGCCCGCAGAAGACCCGGAAGCCAGCCGGACGAAGGUUGAGACGUUUCUCAUCAUCUUCGCCCUGUGUCUGGCCCUUUUCCUGGCCGCUCUUGACAUGACCAUUAUCACCACUGCUAUCCCAACCAUCUCCAACCACUUUGGUUCCAGCGCCGGUUACAUCUGGAUUGGAAGUGCCUAUCUGCUCGGCAACGCUGCAUUCGUGCCUACAUGGGGCAAGAUAUCCGACAUCUUCGGCCGCAAGCCUACCCUCAUCGCUACCGUCACCAUCUUCUGGAUCGGUUCGCUGCUAUGCGCCGUCAGCACCAGCAUGGGUAUGCUUAUUGCUGCCCGUGCUAUCCAGGGCGUCGGUGGUGGUGGUACCAUCGUUCUGCCCAACAUCUGCAUCUCUGAUCUCUUCUCUAUGCGCAAGCGAGGCAUGUAUUUUGGUAUCCUCGGUAUGGUUUGGGCCCUUGCCUCGGCCAUCGGACCCAUUCUUGGUGGUGUCUUCACCAGCAAGGUCUCGUGGCGCUGGUGCUUCUACAUCAACCUGCCUUUGGGUGGCAUUGGACUGCUCAUUCUCAUCUUCGUCCUCAAGCUGCACAACCCCCGCACGCCAAUCAAGCAAGGACUGGCUGCCAUUGACUGGGUCGGCAACGUUCUCAUUAUUGGCGGUACCCUUAUGCUGCUCUUUGGGCUUGAGUUUGGUGGUGUUCAGUUCCCCUGGAAGUCCGCUGCCGUCAUCUGCCUCAUCGUCUUUGGUUUCAUCACCAUUGCCCUCUUUGGUAUCUAUGAGAACCGAGUGGCCAAGUUCCCCGUGAUGCCUACUCGACUUUUCCGUGGUAGGACCAGCAUUGCCGCCUACGGCCUGUCUCUCAUGCAUGCCAUGACCUUCAUGUCUGGCAGCUACUGGCUUCCUCUCUACUUCCAGGCCGUCUUGGGUGCCACAUCUCUUCUUUCUGGUGUCUACAUUUUGCCCUAUGUCCUGGCCCUGUCCAUAACAUCUGCCCUGACCGGUGUCUUCAUCAAGAAGACGGGCAACUACAAGAUUCCCAUCAUUUUUGGACUGACGGUCAUGACUCUGGGCUUCGGUCUCUUCAUUGACCUAGGCUCUAGGGCAAACUGGGCCAAGAUUAUCAUUUUCCAGAUCAUUGCCGGCAUUGGUGUCGGUCCCAACUUUCAGUCUCCUCUCAUUGCCCUGCAAACCAACGUUGAGCCCCGAGAUAUUGGAGCUGCUACUGCCAGCUUCCAGUUCCUCCGUCAACUUGGAACGUCCACCUCUGUCGUCAUUGGCGGUGUCAUCUUCGACAACGAGAUGCAGAAGCAGCAAGCCUUCCUACAACAACAGCUCGGGCCCGAGUUGGGUGGUAGAUUUUCCGGCUCUCAGGCUGCAUCAAGUGUAUUCCUAGUAGCCAGCCUGAAUGGCCAUCAGCGAGAGGUGGUCGCCACGGCCUACUGGAAUGCCCUGCAAAAGAUGUUUAUCGCUUAUACCUGCUUCGUUGCUCUUGGCCUCUUCAUCAGUCUCUUUGUUGAGCAGAAGACGCUCAGCAAGCAGCACACGGAGCACAAGACAGGCCUCAAAUCUCUCAAGCAGGAGACAAAGACGAAGCAACCCGAUGUUGAGAAGGCCGUGGAUGUCGCCAAGUAA
This is a messenger RNA of Trichoderma virens Gv29-8, 1770 nucleotides long. RefSeq lists its product as uncharacterized. The record is from RefSeq and is a predicted model, not a curated record. Gene Ontology annotation, biological process: transmembrane transport. The coding region runs from base 1 to 1770 and encodes 589 amino acids. Gene Ontology annotation, molecular function: transmembrane transporter activity. Lineage: Eukaryota; Fungi; Ascomycota; Sordariomycetes; Hypocreales; Hypocreaceae. The transcript has 2 exons.